Molecule: messenger RNA, 1027 nt
Organism: Syzygium oleosum
Lineage: Eukaryota; Viridiplantae; Streptophyta; Magnoliopsida; Myrtales; Myrtaceae
Product: peptidyl-prolyl cis-trans isomerase CYP20-1-like
Exons: 8
Coding region: 220-915 (231 amino acids)
Biological process (GO): protein peptidyl-prolyl isomerization; protein folding
Cellular component (GO): intracellular membrane-bounded organelle
Molecular function (GO): peptidyl-prolyl cis-trans isomerase activity
Source: RefSeq, a predicted model, not a curated record
AGUACGCGGUGAAAAACGGAAGAGGAAAGCAAGCCUGAUCGAAGAGCUCGAGCUUCGCUCAUGGCCGGCCGUUGACCAUCGUCAAGCGCAGAGACGAGACGGUUGACCCACGAACACCCACGAAGCCCGCGCUCUCCUUCGCCGCGAGUUUCGACGAAUUCCGGGGUAAAAGGCGGGAAAUUUGAGCGCGGAGGAGGGGGAGGAGAGCGAAAUUUGGAAAUGGCCAUGGCGACGAGGACGAGAUGGGUCACGAUCACGAUGGCGUGGAUCUUGGUCUUGUUCGGAACCCUUGCUCUCAUCCAGAACCGAUUGAGCGACGCCGGAGCUUCGUCUGAUCCGAAACUUGUUCAUCGCAAAGUUGGUGCGGUAAAGAAGGAGCCAGACGAUUUGGAAGAGGUGACUCACAAGGUUUAUUUCGAUGUUGAGAUUGGAGGAAAACCAGUGGGUCGAAUUGUCAUGGGUCUCUUUGGCAAAACCGUCCCCAAAACAGUUGAUAACUUCCGAGCUCUUUGCACGGGGGAGAAAGGGAUUGGAAAGAGUGGGAAGCCCCUGCAUUACAAAGGGAGCCAAUUCCACAGGAUCAUUCCUAGCUUUAUGAUCCAGGGUGGUGACUUCACUCUUGGAGACGGGAGAGGGGGAGAGUCGAUAUACGGGAACAAAUUUUCUGAUGAAAACUUCAAAUUGAAGCAUACAGAUGCAGGGCGCCUUUCGAUGGCAAAUGCUGGGCCAGACACGAAUGGGUCACAAUUUUUCAUUACCACUGUGACAACUAGUUGGUUGGAUGGCCGCCAUGUUGUGUUUGGAAAGGUGCUGUCUGGAAUGGAUGUUGUCCGCAAGAUUGAGGCUGAAGGGAGACAGAGCGGCCAACCCAAAAGUACAGUCGUCAUUUCAGACAGCGGAGAAUUGGCUCUAUGAGCACUUCGCUCCGGAUUGCACACGAAUGUAGGGCUCAGGCAUCAUGUACUGCUUUGAUGCGUAUGAAGUUUUUUUAUGGUGAAGAAAACGCGAGGCAAUCUUGUUCAUUGGA